This is a messenger RNA of Striga asiatica, 543 nucleotides long. Lineage: Eukaryota; Viridiplantae; Streptophyta; Magnoliopsida; Lamiales; Orobanchaceae. The record is from the annotation of a GenBank genome assembly.
AUGUCUUUCAGGCAAGAAGAUGCUCAGGAGUUUCUAAGCUUUGUCAUGCAUCAAAUGCAUGAUGAAUUGCUUAAACUUGAUGCACAAGUUUCAAAUGGGAAUGGAGAAACUGCAUCGUUGGUCUCUUCAACUGAUGACGAAAGUGAGGAUGACGAUUGGGAGACUGUUGCCCAAGAAACAAAACUGCAGUUACACGAGCUCAGAGUUUCGUACCAUCAAAGUAACAAGGCAUCAGUUACCAUACAGCCAUUUCUUUUGCUCCACCUUAAUAUAUGCCCUGAACAAGUGUGUACAAUAGAAGAUGCACUUAAGUUGUUCUCUGCACCAGAAACACUUGAAGGGUACAGAACAUCUGCUUCUGGAAAGGGAGAGGUGGUGACUGCCAGCAAGUCGGUCAAGAUUCUGGAGCUGUCCCAGAUAAUGAUUUUGCACUUGAUGCGUUUUAGUUAUGGGAGCCAAGGAAGCACGAAAUUGCACAAAAGUGUGCAUUUCCCUUUGGAGUUUCUUGUUGGUCGUGAGUUGCUUGCCUCUCCUUCCUCUGAG